GAUAAUCARCCCGACCGCACAACACACAGCCAGUACAGCACGAUACCCGACCCCGAAACAGCAAACCACCACCAUGACCGAUUUCAUCGAAGAACAAGACGCGGUUCACGCCAUCAAGAAGUUAAUGUCGGGGUUUUGCAGCCCUCGCAAGGGCCUCUCCGCUGCGCCGAGCUACGAGGAAGACGAUGCCGAAGCAACAAACAAGUACGCUCCGGACCUGGCUCCCCAGACCCCGUCCAAGCAGGGAGUUUUGGAAACCCCUCCCGCGACCCCGGAAUCCGAGGACAUCGCCCAAAAGGAAGACGAGACCGAGGUAGUCCCCGAGGAAAAGCCCGAAGAACCGGACCAGCCUGCUCCCGCUGAAACCGAGGAAACGCCGCCGGCACCGACGCCUACCGAUGAUUCCGAGGCGCCCAAGAAAGCGACCGAGAUCCAAAAGGCACGCGGCCCCGAGAAUUUCAUCCUGAAGUGUAUAUUCCUCCUGGUCACGGUGCUCGCCCUCAAGAAGCUCGGGUUCACGACGUCGGACCUCGAUCUGGGGGCUCUGGUGGGCGGUGGCAACGGCUCGAGCCCGUCGUGGAUCGAGGUCGUCGACAAACAAGAGUCYGUCGGGGAAACGAUCGCCAAAGAGGUCCCRGUACCACCGGAAUCCGAGGAAGAACCCGUGGUUGCCGAAGCCGUCGAACAGGAAGAGGUCGUCGCAACGGAGGAAACUUAUGGCGGGAGCCCCACCGAGGCAACCACCGACGCAACCACCGAAGCAACCACCGAAGGCGAAUUGUAAGGACGGAGUACAGCAAGCAAAACCA
Pseudo-nitzschia multistriata is the source of this 809-nucleotide messenger RNA. NCBI's taxonomy places the organism in Eukaryota, Bacillariophyta, Bacillariophyceae, Bacillariales, Bacillariaceae. The record is from the annotation of a GenBank genome assembly.